Gigantopelta aegis is the source of this 537-nucleotide messenger RNA. RefSeq lists its product as uncharacterized. The record is from RefSeq and is a predicted model, not a curated record. The transcript is spliced from 3 exons. Lineage: Eukaryota; Metazoa; Mollusca; Gastropoda; Neomphalida; Peltospiridae. The coding region runs from base 1 to 537 and encodes 178 amino acids.
AUGAAGCAAAAGGAGAGAUUGUUCCAGGAAAGUUGUAUGUGUUCAAGCACCGCCGGGGGGAGACAAACGCAUCCGGAUGACUCACGUCGAAGCAGAGAAAUCGACGCCUCUGCGACGACUACCCAAAAUCCUCUCUUGGCCGUGGCCACCCAGUGCGUGCUCAAGCACGCUAAUGGGACGUGCAUGAAUAAUUAUAAUUUCCAAGAAAUGCUCGGAAGAGUCGUCAAUCAAACACGUGACGUCACCACUACAGCCAACCACACGUCCACAUCGUCAGCGACAACGUCGAGCGCUAGUUCAAGAAGAGAUAACUCUGCUACAGUCCUUGAUUUUUUAAACAGUGUUAGCGCCAUGGGUAACAGCAGCGGAUGGCCAGACCAAGUGAAGGACUGGACGAGUGAGAUACACGGGAUCGUCCACCACAGUACAGAGAUCGACACACACACGAGAACGGUUAUAACGCGAGCGCUCGUCACCAUAUCCAGGGUCUCUUCCGUGGAUCACGAAACCUUUUAUGUGAGAUUUUGUAAAUGUUAA